This is a messenger RNA of Clunio marinus, 1786 nucleotides long. The record is from the annotation of a GenBank genome assembly. NCBI's taxonomy places the organism in Eukaryota, Metazoa, Arthropoda, Insecta, Diptera, Chironomidae.
UCGCAAAUUCAGAUUUUGCACACCCCUACACCGCUUGUAAACUUUUUUGAUAAGAAAGUAGAAAUAUUUCUAUUAGAUUAUCAUUUAGUUCUUACUCUGAUCGCUUCCAGUUCAGACUCAAAUCAUGGAUUUUAAGUACUUGCCGUGCCCGAUAAAGAAUGUUCAAAUAACAGAGUCCAAUGCUUUCGACUCCCUGGUUGUUAUUGAAGAUAAUGGAACGCCGAAAGCUGUUGCUGAUUAUGUUGUUGAAUCAAAAAAGUUUGAUAAAGCUUUUUCAAAUGACGUGUCAUGCUUCAAAGUAAAUAAUCAAACAAUAAUUUUCUGUCCUUUGGCAAUCAACGACUACUCUGAUGUUCGGGAAUAUUUUAAUGCAGCUAAAAAAGGAAUCGAAAGAGCUGUGAAAGCUGGUUAUGCAAAACCUACUCUUUUAUUGCCGUCGUCGCCAAGAUUCAAAAAUGGACAACUAUCAGCAAUUCUCGGAGCUUUGGCAGGUCUUUACGUUCCAAUUCAAUAUCGCGAAGCUUCGCCUGCUAAUGUUUCUCGUAUUCAACAUUUAUUUGUUACAUCAGCUGAUAAAACAGAUAUUGGAGAAGUCCUCAAACAAGCAAUUUUCCUUGGAUCAGCACUUCAAAUAUCUCGUGACAUUGGUGGCGGCGAUCCAGAACGAAUGGCACCUCCAAGAGUGGCAGAAUAUGUAGAAGAAGCUUUCAAAGGUGGUCGCAUAAAAAUGGAAGUUAUCUCAGAUCAAGACAGAAUUGAAAAAGACUUUCCUUUAUUUGGUGCUGUUAAUCGUGCUGCUCGAGCAGUUCCUCGACAUCAUGGUCGCAUAAUUUUCUUGGAAUAUGUUCCACCAAAACCAUCAAGAAAAACUCUGAUGUUAGUUGGAAAAGGUGUCACUUACGAUACUGGUGGAGCUGACAUCAAAGCUGGAGGAAUUAUGGCUGGAAUGUCACGUGACAAAUGUGGUGCAGCUGCAUUAGCUGGAUUCAUGAAAUUUGUCGAGAUGGCAUCGCCAGAAGAUGUUCAUGUCGUGAUUGCACUUUGUAUGGUCAGAAAUUCAGUUGGAGAAGAAUGCUAUGUUGCUGAUGAAAUCCUCACAUCCAGAGCUGGUGUUCGGGUUCGUGUUGGUAACACAGACGCUGAAGGUCGUAUGGCAAUGGCUGAUAGUUUAGCAUUGAUGAAGGAACGAGUUGUGAAAGAGAAUCUUAAAGAUCCUCAUUUGUAUACAGUUGCUACGUUGACUGGUCAUGCAUGUCUUGCUGUUGGUGACUACACAGCAGUUAUGGACAACAAAGUCGCUGAAAACAAUGGUCAUGGACUGAACUUUUGCAAAGCUGGGGAUAUUCUUGGCGAUCCAGCUGAAAUUUCGCCAUUACGGCCUGAAGACUUCACUUUCCAUCGAUCAAAAGCUUAUGGCGAAGAUUUGCUUCAAUGCAAUAAUUUGCCAUCAUCUCGUACUCCUCGUGGUCAUCAAACUCCAGCAGCUUUCUUGAUCAUGGCAUCAGGAUUAGAUCACCACGAUGCAUCUUCAACUAAGCCAAUCAAAUACACUCAUUUGGAUAUUGCAGGAUCUGCUGGUGAUAUUCCACAUCCUCCAACUGGUGCUCCAAUUCUUGCUCUUGCCCAAUUGCAUUUAAUGUAAAAGAAAGUUUUGGGUAGAAAGAAAGAAACUUAAGAGGCUGUUGUUUAAUCAAUUCUGCUAACCACAAUUCUUUGUACUUAAUUUUGUGAAAUAAAACUCAUUGAAGUUGCAUCGUCAGCCAAAAAUAAAAUAAAUUGAACUUUU